Molecule: messenger RNA, 1563 nt
Organism: Aspergillus neoniger CBS 115656
Lineage: Eukaryota; Fungi; Ascomycota; Eurotiomycetes; Eurotiales; Aspergillaceae
Product: allantoate permease
Exons: 10
Coding region: 1-1563 (520 amino acids)
Biological process (GO): transmembrane transport
Cellular component (GO): membrane
Molecular function (GO): transmembrane transporter activity
Source: RefSeq, a predicted model, not a curated record
AUGACAAGGGAUACUGAGGCCAACUCCUCGCAAGAGCAUGAUAUAGUCAGGCCUCUCAAGUCAUGGAAAGGCUACAUUUGGGACACAUGGGAACUACCCAGCGACCAGCGUUGGCUAUUGUUUAAGCUUGACGCGUUCGUGCUAACAUUUGCAUCUAUUGGUUAUUUUCUCAAAAACCUGGACCUUCAAAAUGUCACAAAUGCAUACCUUAGUGGCAUGGAGGAGGAUCUGGAGAUGUUUGGCAACCAACUGGUGACAAGUACCUCUAUUUUCACAGUCGGCUAUGUUAUUGGUCAGAUCCCCGCGAACUUACUGUUGACUCGCAUUUCGCCUCGCUGGGUGAUUCCGUCGCUCGAGAUUGGUUGGGGAAUUGCAACUAUGUGCAUGUCAAGUGUAAAGUCAUACAAAGCUCUCUAUGCGCUUCGAUUUCUGGUAGGCCUUUUUGAAUCUGGGUUCUACCCCGGCAUCCAUUACCUUCUCGGCUCAUGGUACACACCACAAGAGAUUGGCAAGCGCGCAAUGAUAUUCUGGCUUGCCGGCCAUAUUGGGACUUUAUUCAGUGGUUUUCUUCAAGCAGCUGCUUACACGAACUUGAACGGUGUGGAUGGCCGGGCUGGCUGGCGAUGGCUGUUCAUCAUUGAUGGCAUCAUCACGCUACCGCUCGCCCUGACCGGCUAUCUCUUCUUCCCUAAUCUUCCACAAAGUGGCAAGAAAACUUGGUGGAUAACUAACGAGGAACAUACCCUCUCUGUCAAUCGAAUGCAGGCGAUUGGGCGUGCUGGAAAGGAGCCUUGGAGUAUGGCUAAGUUGAAAAGAAUCUUGUACAGCUGGCACACAUAUCUACUCCCCAUGAUAUACAUUCUGUGGAACAAUGGAUACCCACAGGUUGGUAUGGGUUACUGGCUGAAAAGCUUCAAUGCAGACCCUCCUCCUGUCCCGGGCAAGUCAUACACGGUGGCUGACAUUAACAACUUACCAUUGGUCACGACUGGUAUCUCUAUCUUCGUGUGCUUUAUUUGGGGUUUGCUCUCUGAUGGUCCCUGUCGGGGAUCACGCUGGCCCUUUAUCCAUAUCGGUGCCGUUAUCACGCUCGUUAUGUGUGUUCUACUGCGCCAGAUGCCUCUCUAUACCAACAUCCCUGGGCGCAUGGCCGUAUAUUGGCUCAGUAAUAUCGGAGUUGGUGCUGGUCCACUUAUCCUGAGCUGGAUUAACGAAAUCUGCUCAGCUGACACGGAGAAAAGAGCUUUGAUUGUCGCCAUGGCUAAUGAUCUUGCCUAUGUUGUUCAGGCAGUGGCACCAAACUUUGUGUGGAAAACCACGGAUUUUCCAGCAGCCAAGAAAGGCUAUCUUUGGUCCAUCAUAUUGCAGAUCUUACUCAUGGUCGUUACUGCCACAGUUCAAUUCCUGCUUUGGUGGGAUAGGAAGAGGGAAACUCAAAGCCACGAGGCGGUAGAGCCGAUUGCGGAUUCUGAUGCCGACUCAGGUCCAGCAAGCUCUAAAUAUGGCUCAGUGGAUGCGAAGAAAACUCCCCAAACUCAAAUCACACACGUAAGCUCGAUGUAG